AUGUGUGCUGACCUUGACUGGUGGAAGUCGGAUGUGGCUCCUCAGGAUGGAGAAGCUCUUCACUUCGACAUAGCUCGAGCAGUAACUAAGGCAGCUGCAUACGGAUGUGUUGUCCAGGCCCGUGUUUCUCGAGGUCUGUGUAUUGACCGGCAUCUGAGCAGAUGGUCUCAAACGGCUUCUAGACAUCCCGCCGUGCCUGAUCCUCGUGGAGGCUUCCUGGUACCUAGGAUAGACUGUGAUGCUGUUUUCGGAUUCUCGAUUUACGUGGAUGAGGAUCUCCCGGCGAGAUAUGCCUACUUCCAGCUGGCCGUGCUUCAUCAUAAUGCAGAGGGAAUCCGGUGA
Perkinsus marinus ATCC 50983 is the source of this 342-nucleotide messenger RNA. RefSeq lists its product as hypothetical. Lineage: Eukaryota; Perkinsozoa; Perkinsida; Perkinsidae. The coding region runs from base 1 to 342 and encodes 113 amino acids. The record is from RefSeq and is a predicted model, not a curated record. The transcript is spliced from 3 exons.